AUGGGAAUAAUAUGGCCUGGUGAUAUACAGUAUAAUAUUGUCUUGUUAUUUUUAUUUGACGCCGCUCCAUAUAAUAUGGUGAAGGCAGGUACUGUUCUGAAAAAUAUUUAUACAAAAAUGAUACACGUAACUUGUUGUGCUCAUGGACUUCAUAGAAUCGUUGAAGAAAUCCGUGGACAUUUUGGAACAGUAGACGAACUAAUAUUUAAUAUGAAAAAAAUAUUUCGAAAAGCUCCUUAUCGUGUUGAAAUGUUUAAAUCUGAAGCUCCUGAUAUAUAA
This is a messenger RNA of Macrosiphum euphorbiae (potato aphid), 279 nucleotides long. The record is from the annotation of a GenBank genome assembly. Lineage: Eukaryota; Metazoa; Arthropoda; Insecta; Hemiptera; Aphididae.